UCACUUUGGUGGAAUACGUGCAAGAUCAUUUCUCUUUCUUUUUCACUCAUACUCAUUCUCUGCCUCUCUUCCUGGCUGUUUGAGCGCGAGCGAAGUGACAGAUGGCGAGUCCCUCUUCCCUCGGGAAGGCAAUCUCUCCGAAUGCAGGCGCAUGUCAAUCACCGGCUCUCAUGUGAUGGCUCUUCCCAGUGACGUGCCAACCAUAUGGCCUGGCAUCAUAGCUGUGGCGCCAUGUUGACGAGGCUAUUCAGUGAUCCUUCUCUUCUGCCUGAAGUGCAGAAGUAUUCGGGCUGGAUGGAUGAUAGUGAAAGUGAGGACUCCAAGACCAAGGAGGAUGACCAGGAGCAUUGUCGCCUAGGCGAGGACGACCUGGACGACGGGGACCUAAGAGGGGGAAGCAGUCGGGCUCACUCCGAAAUAGCGGCCGAAGACGAGGAGGAAGAAGAGAUCGAGGAGGAGGACGGGGGUGAUGAAGGCGAAGGAGACAGGCCGAAGAAGCGGGGCCCGAAAAAGCGAAAGAUGACACAAGCCCGUUUGGAGCGUUCAAAGGUGCGCCGUCAGAAAGCCAACGCCCGAGAGAGAACGCGCAUGCAUGACCUCAACUCAGCGCUUGAUAAUCUGCGCAAAGUGGUGCCCUGUUAUUCCAAAACUCAAAAGCUGUCCAAAAUAGAGACAUUGCGGCUUGCCAAGAACUAUAUCUGGGCUCUGUCUGAAAUACUUCGCAAUGGGAAAAGACCAGACGUAGUAUCCUACGUACAGACUCUGUGCAAAGGCCUUUCUCAGCCCACUACCAACCUCGUUGCCGGCUGUCUGCAGCUCAACUCUCGGAACUUCUUGACCGAACAGUGCCAAGAAGGCAACCGAUUCAAUGGACCUAACCCACCGUUCUCCAUGCACCCUUAUUCGUACCAAUGCUCCCGUCUCUCCAGUCCCCAGUGUCAGUCCAGUUCCAACUCACACUCCUUAAGGAAUCAUGCAUACUGCCCAGCCUACGACUCAGUCUAUACUGGAGGCGCUUCGCCAGAGUACAACAGCCCCGAAUAUGAGGGGCCUCUAAGCCCUCCUGUGUGUAUUAACGGUAAUUUUUCCUUGAAGCAACAGGAGUCUGUCUCGCCAGUCGCCGAAAAGAGCUAUCACUACUCUAUGCACUAUCCCCCCCUAUCGAGCUCUCGCUCCGCCGGUGCUCACAAUCUCGUGUUCGGUUCCUCGGGAGUGCGUGGGGGUGUCCACUCUGAAAACGUGCUGCCUUACCACGACAUGCACUUACACCACGAAAGGGCACCUAUGUACGAGGAACUGAACGCCUUUUUCCACAACUGAGUAGCGGAAAUCGUGCUCCAUUUCGUCCUUUCACAAAAACAACCAGCCCAUCAAUGAAUGAAAAUGAAUAUAAAAUAUGAUGCUGUUGUCACUAAACCACCCUUACACGCUCCGCACUGGACAUUGGAAACGAACGAGGGUCGGAGGUGUGUAAAGAGGGAACGCGAGAGACAGAGAGCGCUCACGCCAUCACAGUUUUUCCUUUAUUUUGUUUUCAAUGGAACCGAUCCCGAGUUGUCAUGCUGACAAAGACAGCGAUGUGUCAAAACUAUAUUGGGGAAUUCAAUGUUGCCCUGUAUGUACAGGUUUAGAGUAAUGGUAAUAAAUGAGAAAUGAUUCUAAAUACAUACUAACACUGUUACCAUGACACUUCAACACAGCAGAACACAUACUGCAUUGAUUCCAUGUUAUAGAUUUGCAUUUUCUCUUGAUUGGAAAUCCAUAUAAAUUUAAAAGGAGCUGACGCAGAUUGUUGAUGUCAGUGGGGUGGGGGGUGGGAAAUACAGCGUCACCGGGAAUUGUGAAAUCGCCUUGACAACAAUUAAAGCAAUAAAGGAAAAACAAAUUAUAGACAAAUCUAUGCAAGACCGUAUGUAACGAUGAAACACUCCACGUAUGUAACGAUGAAACAGCCACAUACGGACCAAGGAUUUGGUGUCUGUCCAACCCUUCUACGCCACCCCCCAAACCCCCGACACCCACAAACACACACACACACACACACACACACACACACACACACACACACACACACACACUCUGUUUUUCUAGCAAAGCUGAAAUUGCACAAAUCCAUUUUAAAAAUCCAUUAUCACGACUUCUCUCCGUAUACGGCUUUAAAAAGGUUCUUUCUCAGAUGUGAAUUUCGAAAGAGAAA
Molecule: messenger RNA, 2197 nt
Organism: Megalops cyprinoides (Indo-Pacific tarpon)
Lineage: Eukaryota; Metazoa; Chordata; Actinopteri; Elopiformes; Megalopidae
Gene: neurod2
Product: neuronal differentiation 2
Exons: 2
Coding region: 205-1320 (371 amino acids)
Biological process (GO): regulation of DNA-templated transcription; nervous system development
Molecular function (GO): protein dimerization activity
Source: RefSeq, a predicted model, not a curated record